Molecule: messenger RNA, 1891 nt
Organism: Meloidogyne enterolobii
Lineage: Eukaryota; Metazoa; Nematoda; Chromadorea; Rhabditida; Meloidogynidae
Source: the annotation of a GenBank genome assembly
AUGGCACUGCCACCGCUAAAUCGACAACGGUUAAGAAAUGUCUUCUUAAUUUUUAAUUAUUUAUUAGCCUUUACAUUAAUAAUUACAGAAAGUUUACCUUUAGAUGGUAAAAAUUUAAAAAGGAGUAAUCAAUCUCAUCAUAAAAGACAAGCUAGAAAUCACAACAAUACUUCUGGACAGAUUUACCCAGCAGAAGCACUCGUUCCAAAAGUUACAAAACAAUUGGACGACCCACAUCAAUCAUCUCAACCACAAUUUGUUGCCAAUAAUGGACCUUUAAUUAGAAUGCCAGAUGGACAAUUUGUUUUGGCAACGUCUGCAUCAGAACAACAAAAUCGUCAAUUACCACAGCCAAUACAAACUAACCAACAACAAUCUCAUAUUCAAUCAGAAAGUAAAGGUGUUGAACAUGGUAGUGAAUCUUCCUCCUCAUCCCCUAUUCCCGAAGGAGCACAAUCAUCAUCAACAACAAUAACCUCAACAAUACCAGAACAAUUAACAACAACAUUACCAACAGAAACAACAGAAAGUGAAUUACAACAAACAUCUUCUUCCCCAUUUUCAACCUCAACAUCAUCAUCUUCUCCUUCUUCGACUAAUUCACCAACACACAUUCCUUCGGUUGAUAAAAGUGUUGAUUUGGAUGGAGAUGGGGCUCUUUCCUUAAAUGAAGUUCAAUAUGCUGCUUUUGUCCAUCACGGAUUAAGUUCUUCUGUAGUCGAAAACCUUUUCAAAAAUAAAUUAAAAUUAGAAUUUAAUGAAAUUCGUCCUUUGGUAUUGGCUAAGGCGGAAAAUGCUGCAUUGCGUUAUUUACAAAAUGUUGAUUCUGACCACAAUGGAUUGCUUAGUUUACACGAAGCAAAAGCUUAUAUUCUUCGAGAAUAUGGAAUUAGUAAUAGAGAUGUUGAACGUAUUUGGCGUUUAGUGGUACCUAGUAGUGGGGAUGAAAUGGAUGCUGUUUUGUUUAGUAAAUUGAGAAGGAGAGUUCGAGGAAUGAGUAUUCGGUUAGCUAGACAAAUUAUGAAAACUGCUGAUAGGGACCAGGAUGGGCAUAUCGACAUGAGAGAGGCUGCUAUGAUAGCAUUUGAACAAGAAGGUAUUGGAGCAGGGGAAGUUGUUGAAAUGCUUGCUAGUGUGGAUGAUAAUAACGAUGGACAAUUAAAUGCACCAGAAUUUGCUGAUUUUGAGAGAAUUGUUCGAGCCAAAGCAGUCGAAACAUCAAAAAAAGCUUUGAAAGUAGUGGACACAGAUGGAAGUGGGACUUUAACAAUGGAUGAAGCUAAGAAAAUAGCUUUUGAUCAUUAUGGCUUUGAUGAGGCUACUUUAGAACCUUUUUUUGCCCAGGCAGAUGAAAAUGAAGAUGGUCAACUAGAUGCUGUUGAAUUUGCUGGUUUCCGUUCGGUAAUUAGAGGCAGAGCAGUCAAAAAUGCGUUGAUGUUGCUUCCGGAAAUGGAUGAGGAUGGUGACGGGAGUAUAAACGAAGGAGAAGCCGAGCAGCGAGCUCGUCGGGAAGACGAUAUGAGCGGUGCAGAAACACAUAGUCUUUUUGCUAUCGCCGACCAAGACAGAAAUGGAUUACUUGACAAAGUUGAAUUAGCCGAUUUUGUUCGUCUUGUUAGACUAACAUCUAUUAAAUUUGUUUCUGACCAUUUUCGAGAUUAUGACACUAAUAGAGAUAAACAAAUAACUUUGGAUGAAUUGGAACGUUUAGUUAAAGAUCGAUAUAAAUUGGAACCGACGCUUAUAAGACGCUUUUUUGAUAAGGUGGAUGUUGACAGAAGUGGGGAUUUGAAUCCGGGGGAAAUUGUUGACUUUAGACAUGAAGUGAGAAGAUUUGCACAAGACAGGGGUAAAAAUAAAAGAAAAAUUUUUAAAUUAAAUUUUUAAAUAA